Bacidia gigantensis is the source of this 1194-nucleotide messenger RNA. RefSeq lists its product as uncharacterized. The transcript has 2 exons. NCBI's taxonomy places the organism in Eukaryota, Fungi, Ascomycota, Lecanoromycetes, Lecanorales, Ramalinaceae. The record is from RefSeq and is a predicted model, not a curated record. Bases 1 to 1194 code for a protein of 397 amino acids.
AUGCCCAUGAAUGACCCUCUAUCAUCACAUCGGUUACAGCAGUUGCAGCCUUCAACCUUCUCGAGUCAACAUUUCCCAGUCUACGGGCCAACAGCAACGGCAUUUCUCCCAAAUGAAUUGCCAGGAACCUCACAAUCUCCGGCAUAUGCACCAGCUGCACAUUCUCACUACUUCCCGAUAACAGAAGGCCCCAGACCCUCAUACACCACAACCGCGCCACCCAGUCUUCAACUCCCCAAAAUACAGCCAGCACCGUUGACCAAUGGCGAUCUGAAACAUUUUUCCAAGGAUGCCUUGCAAUCUCUCGCAGCUGCGCCGCCUCCGCCCGAAGAAGAAACAGCACCAAAACACGUUGUUGGGUCGCAAGGAAGAAGAGGGAUUUUGCCGAGUGCAACGGGCCGUCCACAAGCUACAACAAACCAGAACCUGAGCAAUGGGAAAAAUUCCCCUGCAUUGGCGAAAGACUCAGAAGGCAAAUUUCCUUGCCCGCACUGCAACAAGCCGUAUCUGCACGCGAAACAUCUCAAGCGACACAUGCUUAGGCCUUAUUCUCGCGCGAAUAAGAAAGCCAAACAGCAGGAACAUGAACAACAGGAACAGCAACAAGCAAACAUGGCGGUUAGCCCUUAUGCAAUGACUACCGAACAGAUGCCAAUGCCAGCAUAUUCGACUAGUCUGAAUAGCCCGAUCGGGCUUGCUGCCAUGGAUCUGGGCCCGGGCUUUGACAAUCGCCCAGAACCCUUGGCAAAUCAAGUCACGCGAUCAAAUGAAUUGAGGAAAGCGAACGUCAUUGGAUCUGUAUCAAAUCGUGGGAGUACAUCGUCGAUCAACACCUUUGAGAAUGCGGCAUUCUCGACUGGCCACGUAACGCCUGAUUCGGUUUCCACCAGUGGUGCUGCGACACCGUAUACGUAUCAACAUGAAAGAUCGAGCUUGAGCUCACCUGCCGAUGCCGGCUUUGACCAUCUAAAUUUAGGCAGACUGUCAGGCUCAGGAUAUCCGAACGGACAAUUACCUAGCAUUGUUGGACAAUCAGGUGGGCGAGGGAAUUCUUUCGACUGGUCCCAAUUCCCGGCUCCAUAUUCUCAUGACGAUUUCCAGCCAUAUCAGUCGGGCUCCAACACACCACAUCAUAACCACUUCAAGCAAGAGACCGACUUCGCCGGCUUUGAGUGGCCAACAAACUCAAAAUAA